AUGCAUUCGGAAGAUGUUUACACAAUAUUAAUCAAUCUUUAUUCACUGACAAUGGCAGAUCUUACUGAACUGGUCGCAGCAACUGUUCGGAUAUUUUCUGAAGCUUUGAUGAUCUUUGGAGGUGUUGUGCCAUAUAUUCCUCAAUAUUUAAUGAUCAGACGAUCACAAAAUGCCGAAGGUUUUUCGAAUUAUGUUUGUCUAACGCUAUUAAUCGCGAACAUUCUUCGUAUCGAAUUCUGGUUCGGUAAACAUUUCGAAACUCCUCUAUUGGUGCAGUCCAUUGUCAUGAUUCUUUGCAUGCUCGUCAUGCUUGAACUGUGUAUUCGAGUUCAUUCGAAGUCGCUUCGUCAUCAUUUGCCAGUCAACCAACAGCUAUCGAAAGAUUCGUCAUUGGACUAUGCGGAGAAGAGAUUUACGGAUUUGAAUAUGAAUCAUUUCUGGAAAUGGACAACAUUUACAAGUUAUUUGCAGUUUUUGUCGUUAUUUACAUUACUUUUGAGCUCGACAACAUGGUUAUUUCUUAACAAUCCAUUCUAUAUAGAAACAAUUGGUUUCUUAGCAGUCUUCUUCGAAGCUUUACUAGGUACACCACAGUUCUUGAGAAACUUUCGAUUGAAAUCAACGGAAGGAAUGAGUGUUAAAAUGGUUCUUAUGUGGACAUCGGGUGAUAUUUUUAAAACUGUCUACUUCAUUCUUCGCAGUGCUCCAAAACAAUUUUGGCUUUGUGGGUUGUUACAAAUUAGUAUUGAUAUUGCUAUUCUUUGUCAAGUUAUUCUCUACUCAGAUAAAUAUCGAUUACGUAAACCGCAAUUUUAA
Adineta ricciae is the source of this 816-nucleotide messenger RNA. NCBI's taxonomy places the organism in Eukaryota, Metazoa, Rotifera, Eurotatoria, Adinetida, Adinetidae. The record is from the annotation of a GenBank genome assembly.